This is a messenger RNA of Gossypium arboreum, 734 nucleotides long. RefSeq lists its product as uncharacterized. NCBI's taxonomy places the organism in Eukaryota, Viridiplantae, Streptophyta, Magnoliopsida, Malvales, Malvaceae. Bases 97 to 582 code for a protein of 161 amino acids. The transcript is spliced from 2 exons. The record is from RefSeq and is a predicted model, not a curated record.
AAACAUUCCAUCACCAAAAAGGAAUUUCUUUUGCCAAUUUUACUAAAUUCCAGGUGGAAUUACUGCAUAUUUGACAAGCAACUACUUUCAACUCCAAUGGAGAAACUUCUUAGACCGUAUGAUAAGGAAUUUGUGAGGAUGGCAAUGUUAAAACAUGAAGAAACAUUCAAACAACAGGUGUAUGAGCUCCAUCGUCUAUAUCGAAUCCAGAAGACAUUGAUGAAAAGUUCUGAAAACAGCAGGCCUAAUGGAAGCUUCAGCUUAAAGAAUCAGACUUCAAGAAGGCGACUCGACUUGGAACAUUCGGUGCACCAUCAUAACGAAACGUCAGAAGUCAUCGAUGAGAGCGAGAUUGAGCUGACGUUAGGGCCGCCGAUGAAGGAACGACAAGGGACAACUCUCCCUCGAACAUGGGAUUUCGGACCGUGCUUCUCAUCGUCUUCCUCUGAAUCCUGUCAUGUAACAAUGGGGUAUCGACAUGGAAGUAAAAGCAAUAACGAUCUAGAAGAACAAUUGAGAAAGGAGGGAUUAGAUCAGCCUCCUUGGAUUCUCCAAGUUCUAACUAUGAAUAUGAGUCUAUGACAAGAAAAUACCUCCCGAUGUGGAUAAGAUUAUAUAUUUUAUACUGCUUCUUAUCGACCAAUUUUCUUUGAUUUGUAUGUUGGUGUGGAAGUUUUAGUUUCUUCUAAUGGUUCUUUUAGCAAAAUGGGUGAUGAGAGUCUAAAUUAAAUCAU